GAAGCCCCUCGGGUCAUGCUAUGGCCGCAGCGGGGGUCUGGUACGUGAUGGUAACUGCGCUUCUUUCCAUCGCAACAGAAAAACGAUGCCCACCUUUGCUUUACAGACUGUUGCAGGUGGGACUGUGGGCCCUCAUGGUCCUGGUGGUGCUGGUGGUCUGCAUGUCCAGGGUCUUCAUGGCAGCUCACUUUCCCCAUCAGGUAGUUGCAGGAGUCGUCACAGGACUUCUUGUAGCUGAGAUGGUUUCCAAACAGAAGUGGAUCUACAGCGCCAGCCUGAGCGAGUACCUGAUCAUCACCACCUUCCUGACGCUCUUCGCCGUCGGCUUCUACGUCCUGCUGAAAGCCAUGGGCGUGGACCUGCUCUGGACUCUGGACAAAGCCCAGAAAUGGUGCGUCAGGCCCGAGUGGGUCCACCUGGACACCACGCCGUUUGCGAGCCUCCUGCGUAACAUGGGCAGCCUGUCCGGACUCGGACUGGGCCUGCACGCGCCGAUCCACCACAGCGCCAGGACCGGGGGUUCCACUUUCAAGCUAGGGUGCAUCAUCACCUCUUUGUUCCUGUUGCAUCUGCUGGACGACUGGACAUUUGCCUCUGAGAACCAGCUGACUUUUUAUGUUUUAUCUUUUGGGAAGAGUGCUGUUGCACUUUUAAUCCCGACCACUCUGGUUCCCUGGGUUCUCUGCAGGAUUUGCAAGAGAAGAGGAGAUGAAAAAACCUUGUGACUUAGAUCUUACUUAACUAAAGUAAAACACUAAUUUUAACUUUUUUCCCCAAAUUUAUUUAAUCUGGCAAAUCAGCACUAUAAGUAAAUCCAAUUAUUAUCAUUUUUUAUUGUUAUUGGGGGUUUUUUGUUUUUGUUUUUUAUUUUUGGCUGUACAAAUAUUUUUUCUUUCCUCACAAAGCACUUCCUACGGAGCCCGCAAGGGGACGUGGGGAGAUUUUUUUCCUUUUGCAUUCCCACGCGUUAUUGCGUUACCUUGCAAUAAUAUUGCGUUACCUCGCAAUACUUUUGCGUUAUCUCGCAAAAUUGUUUUGCGUUCCCACGCAAAAAAUUGUUUUGUACACGAACYGAAUUAAAUCAGACUUUUAUUUUGAAAUAUCCGGUUACCAAAACAGGAU
Molecule: messenger RNA, 1122 nt
Organism: Austrofundulus limnaeus
Lineage: Eukaryota; Metazoa; Chordata; Actinopteri; Cyprinodontiformes; Rivulidae
Gene: g6pc1a.1
Product: glucose-6-phosphatase catalytic subunit 1a, tandem duplicate 1
Biological process (GO): glucose 6-phosphate metabolic process; gluconeogenesis
Cellular component (GO): membrane
Molecular function (GO): glucose-6-phosphatase activity
Source: RefSeq, a predicted model, not a curated record